Messenger RNA from Schistosoma haematobium, 1800 nucleotides. RefSeq lists its product as uncharacterized. The record is from RefSeq and is a predicted model, not a curated record. NCBI's taxonomy places the organism in Eukaryota, Metazoa, Platyhelminthes, Trematoda, Strigeidida, Schistosomatidae. The transcript has 4 exons. Bases 204 to 926 code for a protein of 240 amino acids.
UUAUUUGUUUAUCGAGUACACCAAAUUCACUAUAAAUUUACUGAAUGAAUAUGAUCUGAAUCCAUUUCUUUCCUUAAUAUACUACUUACAUUUGUAUAUUUUAUUCAAUUACUUGUGAAUAAGUGUAAGUGCCAUCAAGAAAAGAAGAAGAAUAUCAUACUUCGAAAGUGAAACAUCAAUUAUACAAAUACGUGAAUAACAAUAUGUACGAUCAAACUGAAGUGGAAUUCCUUGUUAAUUUAAUUAUUAGUACACAAAAAUCAGAAAAAUCAUUUUCUCCUUAUGAAUAUGACUAUCAUUCAUUAAAUACUACUUCACAAUUUCCUACAGCAUCUACAGCACUUUCAUCGCCUGUAUCAUCUUUAAAAUCAUUUUCAAAUUAUCGUCCCCGUCAAAAAAUUCUUAUUUGUGGAUUACCAGAUGAUAUAUCCCCUUGUUUAGACUAUGCAAUGAUAGCGAAACCUGGAAUGAUUGACUAUUCAUCUCUAAUUAUUGCCAGUACUGAUAUUGACGAAUUAAUUGUAAAUUAUUUUGGAAAAAUUAAAAUUCAUCUUGUCAAUUGGGAUGAAACAGACUACGAAGAGAUGUUAAUUGAACGUGUACGACCGAGAUCAGAUAAUUUUGUUAUUCCGUUAGUGAUUGAAUUUCAACCAACUAUUAGACGAAUGAAACGAAUUAGAGAAUUAUUAGAAAAGAAUGGUACAUUAGUAAUACCAAGUGAGAAUCCUGAAUGGCGGAUACGAUAUACAAAUUUAAUGAAUAGUUUUACAGAAAACAAUGGAACACUCAUUAAAUUAGCUGAAAAUGUCUUCGACGCUGGAUUUACACGUCAAAUUGAUCAUUUACUUGGGAGAAGACAUAUGCAUUCACGUAUUUAUUUCGGCUAUGAAAAACCAAUUGAAUCACCACAGAAAUUUAUUGACUAAACGGAAACGAAACACUAUAUAUAUAAAAAUUCCAUUACAGCUCCCGAUGAAUAUAUCAAUGGCAUACUAAUCCUUAUCCAAUAAGAUAUAAACAACUUUAUUCUCAUAUGCCUGUUCGCCUUUCACAAUCUAUUCUCAUUUUUUUGUAUAAUCGACCACAUCUUUACUGUAUCUUGCUCAUUCUUAAUUGUUAUUGUGUAUAAAAUUAAUCUAACUACAAAAGAAUAACACUCAAUUUACUUUAUUUGCAUGAAGAAAAACAGAAUACUCGGUAGCACUAUCAAAUUAAAAGCCGAGAUAAUGGCAGGGACUUGAAUAAUGAUGAAAUAAUAUAAGACUGUAAAAAGACAAACUUUUUCAAUUAUUUAGAUAUAUACUGCUUAUACGUAUAUAUCAUUCUCCGCCUGUCUAUAUAUUGUACACACUUUAUAGCAAAUGUGCAUAUUACUUAUACACUAGCAAGUAGCUUAUUUCUUAUAUAUAAAAUUAUUUUUUACAUUACAAAUAACAUGAUACGCACUCAUUCCAUAAACACAUAUAUACAGAAAUAGUUAUGUAUGUAUGUGAAAAAGAACACAGGAAAAGACAAUGUCUUUCGUUAUUUCAUUUAAAUUGUAUUUUUUGUUCGGAAAUUAUUUAAUUCAUCGGAGAUAUUGUCUUCUUCAUCAUCAUCAUUAUCAUCAUCAUCAUCAUCAUCAUCAUCAUCACCACCAUGAUUAUUAUUAUUAUAAUCACCGUCACCAUCGUCUUCUGUGUAGCAUUGUUCCUUUUUUAUCUUGAUGUCUACAUGGUUUUCGAGUUUUUUAAAUUGAUUUAUACUGUCUGUUAGUUUUUUCUUUAAUCGCAUUUCGUAUAAAUCUUUUUCAUUUUCUAA